CUUCGGCCCGGUUGCACACUUCCAAUAAGCUUUUAAUUGUGUAAAUCAUUUCUUUCAGGCACAGACAUUUCCAGUGAGUGUUGGGUUCAAGAAGCAGCAAACCUAAAGCACCAGUUGAUGGCAUUUUACAAUAGCUGGAACUUCAGUAAACUGUCAUCAUUUCCUGAUUCCUCCCAUCUUUCCAUAGACCUGAAAUCCCUCUUUGCAGACAUAUCUGUGGUCUUGAAGGACACCAAGAAUCAGCCAGUUCGGCAGCUGACAUUACCUGAUAUACUGUCCGUUCUGAGUGAUAUCACCAUGAUAGAAGGUGAGGCUGGCAGUGGGAAAACGGCUCUGCUCCGAAAAAUAGCCAUUCUCUGGGCCUCAGGAACCUGUCCCAUACUCAGCCGGUUCAGCCUUGUCUUUUAUAUCUCAAUUUCCUCCACUGAAAACCAACAAACAUUAAGUGACAUAAUCAGAAAACAACUCGUUGGAUCCACGACAUUGCUUAAUGAAAAUGUUCUGGAAGAAAUUAUAAGACAUUUAGGAAACCAAGUCCUGUUUCUUGUGGAUGACUAUGGUGAAACAGAAUUGGCUCCUGAAGCCAUAGAGGACCUUAUGCUAAAUAAUCCUGCCAACAGAGUGAGUGUUGCAGCCACCACAUGUACUGGCACGGGCAGGAAGCUGCGGAAAUAUGCAAGGAAUGUAAUUGGCAUUCAAGAAUUCCCAUUGUACAGCUCAAUAUAUCUUUGUAGGCAGCUUUUUUCACAUGACAUGGCAUUUGUGGAGACCUUUUUAUUGGAGUUAAUAUCUUCAAAAACAUUGCAAGCUGCAUUAAAGACCCCUCUUUUUGCGUUUGCUCUUUGUGUUUACUGGGUAGAGAACCCUAACGAAAAAGUAUCAGGGGAUACUGUGAUUUGCAAAGCCUAUCUAAUGCACAAUAUGUUAAAUCAUCCCAAAGAAAGAGACAGAGUAAAAGCUCUGAUCUCAUCAUGCGGGCAAUUAGCCCUGAAUGGUCUCAUCCAGUCUUGCUUUGAGUUUACGGAUGGAGAUCUGUGUACAUCUGGUGUAAACAGCAAUGAUGCUCUCAAAUUUGGUCUUCUGAGUAAGUUAACCUCCCAGAGACUUCAUCCCAUCUACAAGUUCUUUCACCCAUCUUUUCAGGAGUUUCUUGCUGGCAUAAGGAUCAAUGAGCUCAUGGAGUCUACUGAUUCAGUUCAAGUAGAACAUGCUACAUUAUAUCUCCGUCAAAUUAAUACCUUCAUUAAAAUUGCUGGACGUUAUCAUUAUUUUUUAAAGUACUCGUGCAUGCAUUCUCCCAAAACAACAUCCAUUAUUAUUUCCUACCUGUUUGAUUUAAUGAAUAACAGUGAUGCGUAUGACUGUCAAGUAGACACAACCAAUCAUUUGCAACAUCACCCUGAUCUUGCAAACAUAGAAGAAAUUAUAAGCUUACUAAGUAGCAACAAACAACAUUUUCUCCUUUCGUUUGUAUUUUACAUGUUAUUGUAUUUCUCUAUUAAAGUAGCACAAGAAAGCAAUUCGAUGACUGAAUGUGCUCCCAUCAUCUUGCGUUUCCUUAGUGGACAAGAUCUCUCUAUGGAUUUAACUUCACCAAAUGUGGAGCUAUGUAGAUUUCUGAAGCAAUAUCCAGAAGCUUUCUCAAUGAUUAGGAGCCUCACGCUAUCUGUAUCUGGAACUGAAUGUGAAUCAGAUCUGGAUUUUGUACAUAACGAUGACUUUGCAUCUCACUGGGAUGUUCAAACGGUUGACCAAGAAUAUUCUCAAGCUUUCCAAUUAGUUUCAGAAGUCUUUCAGAAAACCACUCCUAAGAACUAUCUUCUUAGGAAAAAUGUGGACCUUUCCAAUUUGGUUUUCAACGUAGGAACUUCCAAAAGUCCUGUUUUAAAGAUUGAGGUUAGCGGCCACAUCAUAGAUUGGGGCACUUUACUUUGCAAUCUAAUGGUUUUCUUGUCUCUUUCUGACCGCAUAGAACUGUACGUAAAGUGCUGUCCAGGGUUUCUUGCAUCUGUCAGGAUGUGCAUUGAGAAAUAUGUUGACAAAUUUGUAAAGUGCAGUAUUUGUAAGGUAGGACUAAGCACAGAAGAGGAAAAGCUGAUUAUCCAGAUGUCAUCACUGGAAACUCUUGAAGUAACUGUCUCUCAUCUUCCAGGUGAUUAUUUUACAUUACUUCGAUUGAGCAUUUAAUACUCCGGUUACCCCAACCUAUGCAGAAGUCUGCCCUUUGCCGGUCCAAUCCCUUUUAUAAUUGGAAUUAGCUUUAUUUCCAACAUAGUGAUUUUAAAUGAUUACAUAAUAAAAAAACAAAAUACAAACAAACUGACCUAAACUACCAUCCUUUGCUGUAAAUGAGAAAGUAUCUAAAGGGGCUACAUUAAUAGUAUCAAUAUUUCCAACCUUGAUUACCGUGAUAGUUCAUCCACUCCUCCCUCUCUCAGCCUAUCACUGUCUCCCAAUUUGGAUGAAUCUUAUAGUAUAUAGUACGACUGGGUAGAGCUUGGGUUUGUGUCAAACUGUGUCUGAACAGUUUAGCAAAAGUUGGGACCCAUAGACCAGUGCUCCUCAACCCUCUCCUAACAGUGCAGGAUUUAGGGAUUACCUGUGUGUCUAAGCUGUUAAAAAUACAACAACAACAAAAAAAACACCUUAGACUCUGCAGUGGUCCCCAACCAAGUCCUCUUGGACCACCAACAGUCCAUGAUUUAUGUAUUUCCCUGUUUUAUUCCAAUGGAGAUACUGAUCCAACCUGGACUGUUGAAGGUCAAUGAGGACUGGGUUGGAGAAGGUGUUUUUAUUUCUUUUUCUAAACACCUUAGACACAUCCGGGUAAUACCUAAAUCCGUGACAGUUAGGUGUGCCUUGAGGAGAGGGUUGACAGCAUAAUUAUGGCAUUAAGCUUCAGUGGUCAUGAUGCUUUGUGUGGCCCUUUAAUGCCAGCCCCUCUAUCCUGCUUUCACUGAGUGGUAAACUCUAUGCACUAACAAAGUGUUAUCAAUUCAGUCUUGUUUUUCAUUAGUUUUAUAUCUACUGUAGAUAAUUUAUGGGGUUUUUUUUUCUUCUUUUUCUCCCUAGAAUAUUUAAUUUCACAUUUGGAUAGAUUCCAGGAACUAAAGGAACUGAUACUGACCUGUCGUUUAUCUGACGAAUGGGAUGUGAUUAAUAUUUUGCCAGAUGGUUUUAAAAAACUCCAACAUAUAAAAAAAAUAGAGCUAAACAAUGUGAAUCUGAGAACACAUUCUUUGCAGUUUGGUAAGCAAUAUAGAUUUUUAAUAACGGGUUUGUUUUUGUAAGGCAUAGCGGAAGACUGAAUUAUACUAAUGAUACUCAGAUCACUAAGGGCUUGUUUACAAUCUUGAUGCUGCUUUUUAUGUUUUUUAUUAUCCAGCCUGUCACCACCUGUCACAGCAGCUACUAAAUAACCGCUUUAUUUCACAAGUAGUUACAUGGGGUUGCUGACUGCUGAAAUCACAAACUAGCGGCUAAUGGCUCUCAUUGUCCUUAAUGGGAGCCACUAACUUCUGCUGAGUGUUCUGUUUUACAACCGUGUUGCUACUUUUUAACAGCCGCCUCUAAUUCAAAAGAGUUAAUACCAGCCCCUUGCUGAGAAUAGAGGAACGUAAUUGAAUCCCUAUAUAACCGAUUAAAAGAAAAGGUCUUUUUCUAACCCCACGACCAGUUUUUACUGGCCCGCACAGGGUGAAGUGCGCAUGUUCCUGUGUUCAUUUACAUGCUUUACCAGCAAAAGGCUAAUAUGCAAGUGUUUCAUUUCUGUAGCAGGAGCUGGUUGUAGCGAUAGGCUACAAAAACUUUGCAUUAAAAUUAUAAACCUGGUUGCAAUUUGUAGCUGAUCUAAGCUGCUGGUUGUUAUUAAUAGCAUUUAACAAAAAAGACUGCACUCCUGGUUCUACCAUGGUGCCAGUAGAAACAGGUAUUCUAGAUUGAUGCUCCAGACAAAUAGGUUGGCGUACCUCAGAAAUAUACUUGCAAAAGCAUUUGGUUUGUACAGACUUUAUUAGGAACCAUAGACUUUAACCCCUUAAGGAUACAUGACAUGUGUGACAUGUCAUGAUUCCCUUUUAUUCCAGAAGUUUGGUCCUUAAGGGGUUAAAAUGACAUUUCAGACAAGCUGGCCUUUGUCAAGCUAUGAUGACUUGACAGUUUGGCCGCAACGUUGUCAUUUUUUGAAAUUAAUAUUUUAUUGCCUUAUAGAACAAGGGUACGGGAUACAGAAAAAAGAGAGGAUGUGGGGGUUGGGAGGGGGAAUUCAUAGUAUAUUUCAUACAUCAGACAUUGCAGGUAUCUUUGUUUAUUGUACAGCCAGUCUUCGUAUUUAACAUCGGUUGGAUGAUACAUUAUAUCUACGUAACAUUUAUAACAGUGAUUCUGUCCACCUGGAGCCUUUGUUGGUACAAAACCGAGUGAUUUGGCCAACCGAGUUGUAUUAUUAUCUUUGGUUUUGCAUGACAUAUAAACGAGUAACAUAAAAGAAAACGAAGAACUAUAUACAAAGGUCCGUCUAAGGGAGUGCAAGGAUGCACAGACUGGUUAAACAUGGGUCUGAGAGCCUGUGGAGGGUGGGAAAACCCAUAAAGGGAUAUCGUGCCCUGUGAUUGGGAGCGGUUUGCUAGGCCCUCGAACGUGCAUCUUGUAUUGUUAGCAGUUUGGGAGGGGGGAGAAACAUGGGUACAGGAUUUUUAAACAUAACCCCCUUUUUUAGUAAACAUCAACCCGGUAUACAAGUAAAAUCUAAUGAGGAAAAUAUUAAGUAUGAAUACAUAUCUUAAUUGAUGUCUCUUAUCUGUUAUAAAGAUUUGGAAGGCACAGUGUGAAUUUUCUUCUGGUAAAGAAAUGGGGCACAAUCAUUGCACCGCUGCUGCUGUGUGCCAGUCGGUGGUGAUUUUUGACAGUGAGUGCUGCAGCUUUUGUUUUGUUGCUUGGCUUCUCGGCAUAGCCACUGGUAUCUUCCAUUCCUUGAGUGUUCUACCGCCUUCCUCCAGCGUUAUGUGUCUCGUCACGCCAUUAUAGUUGACAAUAAUGCAUGCUGGGAACCCCCAUUUGUAUUUCAGGUUUUUUGCUCGCAAUGCUUGCGUGAUCGGAGCGAGACUUUUCCGUUUCAGGAGUGUUGAGGCUGACAGGUAAGUGAAUAGCUUCACUGCUGCAUAUCUGCCUGUCAUAUCUGGGGAGCGGCGUGAGGCCCGCAUGAUUUUUUUUACUUUAGCCGUGAAGUAGUGCAGCUUGGUUAUUACAUGCCUGUGCAGUGAUUGCAGCAGAUUUUGCGGCUUAGGCAGCCUGUGGAUCCUGUCUAGGAGAAGGUCUCUAUGUGAGAGCUCUGGGGCUAACGUUUGAAAAAGCUCUAUAGUAUAUGUGGCCAGAUCCUGAGGAAGGAUUUCUGGGAUACCCCUCAGGCGGAUGUGGUUGGCCACUUUGUCUUCCAGCCUAUCCAGCUCUGUAUAUGAGUCUGCCAAUGUAUUAUGAGCUUCAAUUAUUUCCUCUGUUUUUUCUUCCAAUUGGUUGGUUCUCUCUGCGAUGGCAAAUUCAGCAUGCAUGGAGGUUUGCAGAUCGUGUAGCAUCUUUUGAACUGAGGAGUCUGUUGCUGGAGCUUGGUUAGGCAUUGAAAUGCUUGUGCUCUCACUGCGGUCCGAGCAAGAGGCAGGUGAUCGCGGUCCGUUGGCGCCAUUGUGGGAGCGCGGCUAGGACAGAGCCGCAAUUUGCAGCGUAGAUUUCUGCUCUUUUUGGGCAGAUUUUUGUGCAUGAUGUGUAGGGGUGCUGUGGGACCCUGGUACUUGCCGUUUGCGGGCUUGCAUUCGCUGUUUUUGUCGCUGUGGAUUAAUCCCUCACAGGGAGCAAACCGCUCAUGCGGCCAUCUUGGUGAGCUGCUAAACCACACCCCCAACAUUGUCCUUUUAAAGGCCAUGGUUCCUAAUAAAAUCUGCACAAACCAAGAUACUUUGAGUGCCUGGUUAUUUCAUCUACUCUUGCAAGGCUGUUAUUAUUAGCGACAAGCUUUUGACUUCUUUUUACCAAGAAGGUUAUAAUCAAGCCCCAAGCAUAAUGAGGAUUGUAGUUCAAAACAUUACAAAAAUUUACAAAAAAUAUCUCAGGAAUGCUAGCUCUGCAGCUCAUGAGAAUAAAUUAAAUACACAUUUUAUUUAAAAAAAUAAAAAGUCUUAGCGCCAUAUUGGAGAAACCCUUAAGUAUAUACUGGGUACUCUAUGAAAAAAACAACAACUUCAUAUGCAUAAUUUCCAUUAGUUAAAAAAAAAAAACCUUAGAAGUAUCUACAGCAUAUAUUUUUCAGUGUGUAUUCUUCCAAAAAUUUGUGAAAAUAUUUUAAUAUCCAAGAGUUCUUGGGUAGUACUAGACACAUUUUAUUUUUUUGUGGGAGAUGAAUGGCCUUCUAAAACCAGAUUUGAGCUUUUAAAAGACUAGAUUUUAUCGAUAUUUUACAUUGUAAUAUAGGUUAUUUUGGCGUUUAUUAACUAACUUGCAAGUUUUAGGCCUAAAUAAUGGAAAUUUAAAAAAAUAGGUAAUUUGAUUAAUUUUUCAAAUACUACUUUUCUUGUGUGUUUUGCAGCUAAGUUCAUUGAACACUUCUCAAACCUGUCAUGUUUCGUCCUGAGCUGUGACUGCUGUCCGGAAUUUGAAAAGCUGAUUAAAACAUUGUCACAGAAUAGACAAAUAAAAAAAAUACACCUUUCUGGACUAUUUAUAACAAACAAGGAAAUAUUAGAUUUGGGUAAGAAGUUUGGAAAUGAAAAAAUAACCAUUUUGUUAUCGUAAACAAAUUUUUUAAAGUAUUUUGGAAUAUUUUGACCUUCCAAAUAUUGGUUGCAGGGUAAUCAUAUGUUGUUUCUGAUAUUUUUUUCUACAAUAAGAAAAAAGCAGUAUGUUAAACAAUCUUCAAAGCAGGAGUUGGGGGUAAAGAUAAGCGGAAUAGACUGGUGUAAGGAUAAUUUAAACAUAGGACUAUAUUAGGCCAACAACAGACAGGUUCCUAAUAAAUUAUAUCAGAGUAAACAAUAAUACAGUUUUAGAAUAAGUAGGAGAAAGUCUUACAAUGGAUACAAUAAUUUAGUGUAUGAUGGAGAUAGAACACUGUAAGUUUAAAGUAUUGAUGCAAAGCUUUAGACUGUAAGCUUGUUUGAGCAGGGUCCUCAUCUGCCUAUUGUUCCUGUAUCAUUUUGUAAUUGUCUCAUUUAUUGUUAAAUUCCCCCCUUUCAUAAAAUUGUAAAGCGCUGGGGAAUAAGUUGGCGCUAUAAAAAAAAACAAUAAUAAUAAUAAAGCAAUUCGUUUUUCUCUUAAUAUCUGAAAACUCUUAAAAGCCAUGUCUUUUUGCUGAUGAUACUAAGAUAUGUAACAGGGUUGAUGUUCCAGGAGGGAUAAGCCAAAUGGCAAAUUAUUUAGGUAAACUAGAAAAAUGGUGGAUAAGUGCAAGAUAAUUUUAAUGUGGAUAAGUGCAAGAUAAUGCAUAUUGGACUUAAAAACCCAAGGGCAGAGUACAGAAUAUUUGAUAGAGUCCUAACCUCAACAUCUGAGGAAAGGGAUUUAGGGGUGAUUAUUUCUGAUGACUUAAAAGUAGGCAGACAAUGUAAUAGAGCAGCAGGAAAUGCUAGCAGACUGCUUGGUUGUAUAGGGAGAGGUAUUAGCAGUAGAAAGAGGGAAGUGCUCAUGCCAUUGUACAGAACACUGGUGAGACCUCACUUGGAGUAUUGCACGCAUUACUGGAGACCGUAUCUUCAGAAGGAUAUUGAUACCUUAGAGAGGGUUCAGAAAAGGGCUACUAAACUGGUUCAUGGAUUGCAGGAUAAAACUUACCAGGAAAGGUUAAAGGAUCUUAACAUGUAUAGCUUGGAAGAAAGACGAGACAGGGGGGAUAUGAUAGAAACAUUUAAAAAUAUAAAGGGAAUCAACACAGUAAAGGAGGAGACCAUAUUUAAAAGAAGAAAAAUUACCACAACAAGAGGACAUAGUCUUAAAUUAGAGGGACAAAGGUUUAAAAAUAAUAUCAGGAAGUAUUACUUUACUGAGAGGAUAGUGGAUGCAUGGAAUAGCCUUCCAUCUGAAGUGGUAAAGGUUAACACAGUAAAGGAGUUUAAGCAUGCGUGGGAUAGGCAUAAGGCUAUCCUAACUAUAAGAUAAGGCCAGGGACUAAUGAAAGUAUUUAGAAAAUUGGGCAGACUAGAUGGGCCGAAUGGUUCUUAUCUGCCGUCACAUUCUAUGUUUGUAUCAGGGUUAUUCACAAAAGUAGGAAUUAAAAAGUGAAUUCAAAGAUAAUUUAAAAGUAGUAGAAUUGAAUGCAUAGCUGACUUCCAUCUAGGCUAUUUUUACCAUAGAUUUUAAAUUCAAUUUGAAUUCUAACUUUAGUAAAAAACUCUGUGUGUUCCAAAUGUCGUCUGCAGGGCAAUUUUGUGUUUCUUAUUUUUCUGUGCUGCAAUCAUAGUUUUAAUAUAAAAAGAGAUAAAACAAGUUUUUCUCAUAAUUGUGGAUAGAUUGCAAAAAAACUAAACAAAUAAUAAAAAAACAAAAGAAAACUUAGCCAUCAUACCCUUGGAUCUUUUUUUAUUCAGUUAUUAUUUUGAUAAUAAUUAUAACAUUGUACUUAUAGAACUUAUGUGUAUUAAAUAAGCAUUUCUUUAUAUAUUUUUUCAGCUGCUGUGUUGCCAUCACUUACGGAUCUUGUCGUUUUGAAAAUCGAAGGAAAUCGUUGUGUGGACUCUGGUGGCCUAAACGCUUUGGGUAAUACGCAAUAUCACAGAUGUCCAUUUUGCUUUUGCAUUUGAAAAAAUCUUAUAUCAUAUAGUAGUGUUUUGAAUUAUUUGCCACAAUCUCAUAUUUUUUCCUGUCUUUUUAUUUCCUGCUGGAAUAACUGCCUGAUAUUUCAUAAUUGAACCCACGAUAGAUUAUAAUAGAUUAAUUUAUUAUUGAACAUCACCGCAGAGGGCAAGUUUGGUUACUUCGUUUUUCACACAUGGCUUCUCCAUUUUGGCUUUGUCUUUGUUAAACAAAUCAUGGCUCGUUGUAAAAAAUCAUGUGUUGAUGUCCAUCUGAGGAUGCAUUUACCUAAUUUUAAGACCUGCUAAGGAACAGGUGAUUGUUAUUAUGUCUUGAUAUGUAAAACCAUAGAAUUAAAAGAGGGGGUGAUUUCUGUUACCCAUGACUGUAAAAAACACAGGUAUCAAAGCAGAACAACAAACCACAACAGAUUGAGAAUGCUGGAGUACCAUUGUGUAGAACAGGAAACCGAGAAUAUUGUACUUUGUGCAACCACUUGCUACAGCUUCACUCAUUGUCCAGUCAGCCAAAUCACUCAUUAUGCCUGUACAUGAUUACUGACUGCUAUGGUAAUGCUUCCUUCUAUUCUAUCAUCACUCUUUCUGUCUAGCUCAAGCACUACCAUCUCUGGUGAAUCUGGAAGAACUGUAUCUUCCCAGUGGUCCAGCCAUGAAGGAAUCUGCAAUAGUUAUCAUCCGGCAGUUCAAGCAUCUACCGAACCUUAAAAACAUUUAUCUUACCAAUAAUGUCUUGGAUGACAGCAGCUUGAUGGCAUUAGGUGAGAUGGGUGGUGGCAGCAUCAUGCAGCAACUGAAGUGCUAAAACAAGUAAAAAUUCCAUAUACCUUUGCAGUGUAUCUUUUUGCUUAUUAGUAAAAUAGUUUCUACGCUUUUGACUUCACUUUUAACAUAGAUAAGAAAUUGAUUAUAAUGGUUUUAUAUGUGAUUGUCAUCAAACUCUAUCGAAUCUUCUUUAACUACUGUAUUUUUAGCAGUUUUUCAACUAGUGUUUUUUUCUGUUUUUGAGCCUGUGUUACCAUUUAUAAUAGCUGAUGUGUCUUAGAUGAUACGCAUAUAUCAGUGUUUGGAUGCUUUAUGUUUUCUCAAUGUGUUGCAUCGGCCCAUUGAUACCUUACCAUUGUGAUGAUAUAUUGUAUGCACCAGUGGAAAUGGAUUUGCACUAGAUUUUAAACUCUGAAGUACUGCAAAUGAUUAUAUGGACUCUGUAGGCACCAUAACUACCUUAACAAACUGAAAUGGUUAUAGUGCCUGGAGGCCUUGGUUGGCGGUCCCACAUACAUGUUAAACUGUUUAUUCUUUGUUUAGCAGAGAUGCUCAGUCUCUAGUAGGCUACAGAACAGUCUUCGAUGAUGAUGUGGCAAAGACCAUCACUGGCAUGGUAUGGUAUGGCAUUGGCAAAGCAUAUAUACGCCUUUACCAUAUCAAAAUUGGAGGCUGGGUUGCAGGCUGAUGGUGAUCUAGCAUCUCUGGUGUGAACGGAUAACAUUAAUGUGUGACCUAGCACCAGUGGAAUCCAAACACCAUAAUCACUUAAAUUUGUUGAAGUGGAUAUGAUGCCUAUAGUGAAAUGUCAAUGCGUAAAAUGAUGUUGAAUAAAUAUCCCCUAACCCCCAUUCUUAUUUAGAUGUUCAGCAUCUGGCAAAGAGUGUGACAUCUCUCCUUAUCUUUCCUGCUCAGAAUGUAGAUCUCCAUCGGUUACACAACUACAUCUCCCACGAUGCUUUUCCACCCCUUAGAGUGGCUGACAAAUAAAUUGUAGUCCUAAGACAUAUGGGGAUCUGCCUAGGUCUAAUGUAUUUUAGGCCACUAUGGUGGAGAUUUAACAAAAUGUAAUCUUCUACAAAAGGGACAAAGUACUUAAAGUAGGGAAUCACUAGGGAAACCAGUGACUUCUGGAGGUAUAUUACCUCUUUUUGACAUCUCCUCUUUUACAACAUUGCAACAUUUGUCAGAACAUAAAACUUGAUAAAUCUCACCUUUCACUUCAUUACAUUAGCGUAAAUUAUCAAAGUGUUCUGAAAAUGUCUUUCUGGUGCAAAAAUAAACUAAAAAAAUAAACUAAAAAAUGUAAUGCAAAUAAACAAAAGCUAGCACAAAAGUAAAAUUACAGAAAAGUUGCAAACAAAAAAGUAGGGAGAAAACUGUCAGAAUUGAUAAUUCACUACAGAAAUAAGUACAUGAAAAAAGGUUAUACAUCUUAAUACAUCUCUCCCAAUGUGUCAUCUUGGCCAGAUGAUGUAUUAGACAAUGUGAUCUUUUAACAGGAGUAGGAUGGCUGUGAGUUUGGGGGAAGCAGUGUCAAUAAUUAAUAAUAAUUCUGCUUUAUGCGUUUAACUGUGGUAUGUUUGACUUUGAGCCUACCUCUGUUUCAGUAUGUCAAUCAUGUUUUGUUAGAAUUUAGUGUUUGUCUUGCUUACCUAUUGUACAGUACCGCAUAAUAUGCUGGCACUAUAUAAAUAAUUGUAACUGUAACAUAAAAGCGAUUUAAAAAAUGUAGGGACCUCAAAUCACAGAAGUGGAAAAAAAUCUCCAAGUGUGCUAUAAUUUCACCUUGGCUAUUAUGAUUUAGAAUUCACUUUGAAUUACCGACACAUUACACUCUAGUAAGUAACCCUGAUUCUGUUUGAAGGAACACUAUAGUCACCAAAAACAACUUUUUCUUAAUGAAGCAGUUUUUGCAUAUAGAUCAUGCCCCCGAAGUCUCAUUGCUAAAUUCUCUUCCAUUUAGGAGUCAAAUUAAUUUUGUUUCUGUCCAUGCAGCCCUAGCCACACCUCCCCUGGCUGUGAAUGACACAGCCUGCACGAAUAAAAUGGUUUCAGUUUUAACCAGAUGUUAGCUUGCUUUAGAAGUUUUUAUCACCUGCUUUGUAAAUUGAACUUUAAUCACACAAGGUCUAGCAAGUUUAACAAAGCAACAGAUAAGAAAUUCUAAAUAAUACAGAAUUUGCUAUAAAGGAUGUCUAAACAUUAGAUGACUCUUUACAGGAAAUGUUUAGAAAGCCUAUGCAAGUCACAUGCAGGGAGGUGUGACUAGGGUGCAUAAACAACGUGAUUUAACUCCUAAAUGGCAGAGUGAGACUGCAAGAGCAUAAUUUAUACACCAAAACUGCUACAGUUGUUUCACUAUAGUGUCCCUUUAAGUUUGGGAGAUAUCAGAGCAGUCAAAGUGGUUAAAUGCAUAUACGAUAUUUAAUCUGUAUUUGUAAACUGCAACUAGAAGACUUAAUUUGAGUGUUACUCAUUUUGAAAUGUAUUUUUUUUUCGCUUAUAGUGGAUGUUUAGCUUGUUACUGAAUUGAAUAAACCCAGCAGGUAUCUUUUAUUCUUGAUGCUAGAUGUUAUUUAUCAUAAAUUAAUUCUGUAUUGCAUCUUUUUCAGCUCACGAGACAAAAGAAGGCAAUUUAAGCAAUCUCAGCAUGCUAAAUCUCUCUGCAAACCAUGAUAUCACACAGGCUGGAUGGAGGGACUUCUUUCUAACAAUAGACAACUUGGCAAGUUUGACGGAACUAUGCAUUGCCAGGGUGUAUGCCCAUCAGUUUAAAACAGACCCGUCAACUCUGAUUGCUUUAGUGCAAUGUGUUUCCCGGCUUCACCGCCUUAAUAAGCUGAUCAUGCAUGGAUGGUUAUUGGAUGAAAAAGAUCUUGAGAUGUUUAAUGCAAUGAAACAAAAGCAUCCUCAGUCAAAAAGCUUUAUGCUUCUGUGGCAAUGGAUAUUACCGUUCCGUCCUAUUGUGAAUGAGUAAUCAUUUAUCAUAAAGGUUAUGUCUUAAUAUUAAACAUCAUAUAUCACGUAGCAUCUUACAGCAUAUUAUUAUUAUUAUUAUGAUAUUUAUAGAGCGCCGUCAAGUUCCGCAGCGCUUUACAAUAGGUGGACGAACAGACAUGUAGUUGUAACCAGACAAGUUGGACACACAGAAACAGAGGGGUUGAGGGCCCUGCUCAAUGAGCUUACAUGCUAGAGGGAGUGGGGUAAAAUGACACAAAAAGGUAAGGAUAGUAUUAGACUAAUGACAGUUGCAGAAGAGGAAUCAGCCGGGAGCUAUUAACAGUCUAAUCGAUAUGCUUUUAUGAAGAAGUGGGUUUUUAACGAUUUUUUGAAGGAGUGGAGACUGGGUGAGCAUCUAACGGAGGAGGGAAGCAAGUUCUACAGGAACAGUGCAGCCCUCGAGAAAUAGAAAGGGCUGAGUUUAUUUUCUAUAGAUAUCUUCUCUGUUCCAAAAGGGAUUUAUCGAGAUGUUAAGUUACAAUUGUCCCUCUUUACUGCCUCCAAAGACUAUUAUAUCCUGGAAUGUGUUCACAUCUUGAUUCACUAUACUUUGUGUGUUUAGUGAAUAACCACAUGCAUUUAGUUUAGACAUUCUUGUGCUCUGACAUUUAUUUUAGACAUUUACUGUUAUAGCACAGAUAUGCUACACAUUGAUGCUUCUGAUAUACAUCUUUUCCUUUAAGAGUUAUUGGAGCUGGGAACAAAGAAGAAGCGUGGCCAACUAUUUAGGUCAAUGUCCAUUAAAUGGUACCUUUUGGCUCUAAUACAUAUGAUUUCGACCAAUAUAACUCAUUCAUUCAUUCAUUCAUAGAAUCUUUAUAAAAAACACAGAGCUUACAUUGGAAUUUUAUUGAAUUUUCAAAGCAAUCAGAAGAUUUACAUGAGGCGUAGUAUGGACUUCAUUGUUUAAUGUUAUUAGCAGUAUAGAAGAAGGCGGCACUUCAAUCAGCAGUAUAGAAAAAGGCGGCACUUCAAUCAGCAGUAUAGAAGAAGGCGGCACUUCAAUCAGCAGUAUAGAAGAGGGCGGCACUUCAAUCAGCAGUAUAGAAGAGGGCGGCACUUCAAUCAGCAGUAUAGAAGAGGUCGGCACUUCAAUAAGCAGUAUAGAAGAGGGCGGCACUUCAAUCAGCAGUAUAGAAGAAGGUGGCACUUCAAUCAGCAGUAUAGAAGAAGGUGGCACUUCAAUCAGCAGUAUAGAAGAGGGCAGCACUUCAAGCAGCUACUUAAAAACAAAGUUAACAUCUGGGAUCUAUAGACAGGCAGCUUCCUAUGUUGUACUCAAUAGAUACCUAGAGAAUCUCAAUGCACAUUGACAAGCUUGUGUAUGGAGGAUCCAAUGUCUUGGGGGACCUUCAAGAGACUUAAAUUUUCCACAAUAAUGGACUGGUAGAUGUCACUAGGACCUGAAGAUGGAGUCCAACAGAAACAAGGACAGAGAGGUUUAGGUAAGUAUAUGUGCCUUUCUCAUACCCCCCCCUGUGGCAACCACAGAAGUGGAAAUGUUUGUUGCCUUGUGGGUCCUUACAAUAAAAAAAUGACCGCACAAGGGUAGCUUCCACUUUAAUGCUACUGCUACUCUAUGGUAGAAGGAAAUACACAUCGUCUCAGCUUCCUUUUUCUCUCUAUUAUUCUCAGAUUUUUAGCUGUAAAAUAUGAUCUGUUUUAAUCCAGUGCCCAAUCUCCUGUAGCAAAGUUAAGCAUCCUGCAAGUAUUGUAAUUCUAAGAUUUUCCCGGAAAAAUAAAACAUUUC
Messenger RNA from Pelobates cultripes (western spadefoot toad), 14307 nucleotides. The record is from the annotation of a GenBank genome assembly. Lineage: Eukaryota; Metazoa; Chordata; Amphibia; Anura; Pelobatidae.